Messenger RNA from Alternaria atra, 453 nucleotides. RefSeq lists its product as uncharacterized. NCBI's taxonomy places the organism in Eukaryota, Fungi, Ascomycota, Dothideomycetes, Pleosporales, Pleosporaceae. Bases 1 to 453 code for a protein of 150 amino acids. The transcript has a single exon. The record is from RefSeq and is a predicted model, not a curated record.
AUGAAGGAGAUUGCGUACGACUACCAUGUGCCAUCUUGGUCAUGGAUGGCAUAUAGUGGAGGCAUUCAGUUUAUGGACAUUCCCUUGGGCGAAGUUGAUUGGAUUGAUCACCUCCGGUUCGACGAGGAGCGCGAAUACGGCCAUGCCAUAAUCGCCAACUUAUGGACAUUUCAGAACUGUAUGAUUGAAGUUCAUGAGGCACAGCAUGCAGUCUUGGAUCCUAGUAGAGUGAAAAGAGGGUGGAUGCAGUAUGACGUUGAGGGCGGUGAAGAUAUUCGCAAAGAAGAUUGUGUCGUUAUGGGAAGGCGAAGGAAGAGUAACAGUGACAUUGAGGAAUACUACGUACUGGUUGUCAGGUCAACUAGCGUGGAUGGUGAGUACAGGAGGGCUGGUGUUGGCUUGAUACAGAGUGACUACGUGGUAGCACAGAGGACCAACAUACGACUCGUGUGA